UUAAUAUUUUUUUAGUAUACAUGUCUUGAAUGUAAUUUAUUUGAUGAUGAAGACAAGAAUCAAUAUCACUGUUCAGGUUGUGGUAUAUGUCGAGUAGGAGGUUCGGACCGUUUCUUCCAUUGCGAAACAUGUAAUAUGUGUCUUCCUAUUCAACUCCAAAACGGCCACAAGUGUGUGGAAAAUGUAUCACGUGCCAAUUGUCCAGUAUGUUUAGAAGAUAUCCACACGUCGCGGAUACCGUGCCAUAUACCAGCCUGUGGUCAUCUUUUACAUAGAACAUGUUUUGAACAAUUAUUAAAAGCGGGACAUUACGCUUGCCCAAUUUGUCAAACUUCUGUAAUGGACAUGACGGAAUUGUGGAAAUUUCUCGAUGAUGAAGUAGCCCACACUCCUAUGCCACAAGAAUAUAGAAAUUAUAUGGCGGCUAUUUUAUGUAAAGACUGUCACACGGUAAAAAAUAUUUGUAUUUAUUAACCCUUCGGCGAGCGCGUCUCAUAGAAAGUGAUAAAAUAAAAAAAUUUUGAUAUCUAAACAUCAACUAAUCAUUUGAAUUGCUAAUUGCAGAAAGGAUAUAUGUCAAUAAAACUUGGGUUUGAGAAAAACUGGAAAUUGCAAAUUUUCUUCUGGCUAGUAAAAAUAUCAACUAGUAUCAGUUUUUUUUGACAUAGAUCAUAAAAAUAAAUUUGUGUAAUUAAUUUUUAGUAAGAUUUAAUGAUCAAAAUCUUAUACUCUUUCUGCACUCAACUCCAAAGUUAAUAAAAAAGAGGGAUAUUUUCCAAGAAACAGUUUAUUCAACUAAAUACAAGAACAAAAACUAAACUUACAAUGAUAAAUACCAACUCAAAGCUACAUUUUAGAAACUGCAGUCUUUCUAUGCAGUUUGGGCAAUAAUAUCCUUUUCAACUAUUACAUGAAUCAUGACUUUCUGUUUUGAAGUAGAGUUUGCUAUUAUCUCUACAUAUUGUAGAGUAUAAACACGAUCAUACUUUUUUAAUUUUCGCUUAAUGUGGGAAAAAUCUCUAUCACAAGGUAGAAAUGAGUGUCCUCUAAUAGGAAAGUAUUGUUCUAUUUUGUUAUAUCUACGUGUAUCUGUUAAAUAAAGACUCAUUCGAAUAAGAGUUAUUUUUGUUCUGUCCAGGAUCGUUGUCACUGAACAAGUGUAACUCUUUGACAUUAUCAGGUAUAUAAUUUCCAAUAUAUUGAUACAGAAAAUCAUUGGGCCUCUUUUUGGCGUUACCUUCAUGACAUAUAAAAUAUACAACUGUCGUCAUGUUAUGAAUACAGAACAAACUGACGGUUAAUUGCCUUAAAUAAAAAAGAGAUCCUGUAUAGGAAUUUUUGGUAGCUGCAAAUUUUGCAUAAAGUCGGAAGCUAAUGCUACAACAUUAUUAUUUUCUUUUGAUAGUGCUAUUGAUUCCUAUAAAGUCGUAUAAAAUUUUUUACUACCUCUUUUAUGGAUAAUCAUUUCUGCCACAUCAGCUUGUUUAACAUUUUCGCUUAGACUUUUACUCUUUAUUUUUAUUAAAAUGGUUAUCGCAUGUGCAUAAUGUAUCUACUUGCUGCCUACCAAAUUUAAGAUCAAAACCUUCUCUGAAUGAAACAUUGAAUAGAUAGUUUUCACAGUUAAUUCUGAAUUCGGGUUGUGAUAUUCUUUUGGUGAGCAAUGGGACGUUUUUACAGGAAAUGAAAAAAUAUGUUCGUGAAUUCGUAUUUUAUCUACAGAACUGAUCGCAUUAGCAGUAGUCUGUUUCCCUGUUUUAUCUUUAGGUGUCAUGCCUUUUUGUAAUAAUUGCUGAAGGCGCUGUAAUCUUUUAUUACUUAUUGAAUGCAAGCUUAAAAUGCAUUUUUACAUAUCAUUCGUCUUUCAUUCAUUAGGAAAAGGUAAUAUUUAAAUGUCGAAUUACGCAAUUCUUCUGUCUUGCUGUUUGUAUUUUUCCGUGGACGACGCUCUUUGGAUGACACCUCUUUUACGUUUAGUCCCAGUUAAUUUCUCCAUAAUUUCAAAAAUACACACUUUUAACUGACUUACAACAUGCAAGAAUCACGAAAACUGUACACUACACGAUUCACGUUCUCCAAAAUGCAUGCAGUUGGCUGCAGAAGAGAUACAAGUAAUUGAUUACUACCCUUUCUGCGCUCAGUGGUGAAUAAUUGAGGUGUUUUGAGACAAAUGAUAUGUAAUAUACGUUUUCAAGAAAAUCUCAAAAUGACCGAAAUACUGACUUGUAUCCUUUCUGCACUCAUCGAUUCAUUUAUUUUAACAAGAACAUGUGUUGAAACAAAAACGAAAAUGCAAUAAUAGAAAAACCUGUCUUCUUCCAUUUGAUAAUGGACGCAAUAAUUAUUGUCAGGAACAAUGGUAAAAUAUGUGAAAAAUUAAACAUUUAUUAAUAACAAAACAUUAAACUUCUCUUCAGACGUCUUCUUCCAUUUGGCAACAAGUAUCUCAAAUGGCAG
This is a messenger RNA of Onthophagus taurus, 2457 nucleotides long. The record is from RefSeq and is a predicted model, not a curated record. Lineage: Eukaryota; Metazoa; Arthropoda; Insecta; Coleoptera; Scarabaeidae.